This is a messenger RNA of Diospyros lotus (date-plum), 7310 nucleotides long. RefSeq lists its product as uncharacterized. The record is from RefSeq and is a predicted model, not a curated record. Lineage: Eukaryota; Viridiplantae; Streptophyta; Magnoliopsida; Ericales; Ebenaceae. The coding region runs from base 209 to 865 and encodes 218 amino acids. The transcript has 7 exons.
UUUUAUAGGAAAAAAUAAUUGGACAAAGAGGACGGAGUCUUUUCGUGGUUGUAUUUCUCUAUGGAAGUUGAUCAAAGGAAAUGGACAAGGGAGAUAUUUACAUUGUAGUGCGCCAGAAGUGGACAGAACGCACAAGGGAGUUAUUUAUUCUGAUCCAUUUCAUGAGGUGAGGAGAAAAAGAGAGAAGAAGAAAGAGGGUACAAGAGUGAUGGAGUCUCGGAAAUCCAGUGAGCAGGCAGCUCCAGGGAAGAAAUUUAGCACAUCUAGUCGUGCAGCUCAAAGAGUAGGCUAUACUCGGAAUGGUACAACUGGGGGCAACAGGGAAUUUCGUAUUGUAAGAGACAACCGAGUAAACCAUAGUAUCUCUAGGGAGAUGAGGCCUCCUUUGCUGCCGUGUUCAACAUUGUCCACUGAGCAACUGAUCUCUCAUGUUUCUGUAAAGGGUUCAACCGGGAUUUCUGACAAUCCAAACUCAUCUGGAUCUGAAGUUAUGCAAACUGUUUCAAACCCUAGGCACUCCCAGGAUACCAAUUCAAGCAGCAUUACUAGGAAAGAAUUACAGGAGAAGGAGCUAGUAGUUCCAACUGCUGUUACACAGUUGCAAGGAUCUAACCCGCAUUCUCAACCACAAUUUGCAACUCUGGCAUCUAACCACUCAGUCAUAGGGUUGUACUCAUCUUCUUCAGAUCCUGUUCAUGUCCCAUCUCCUGACACAAGAUCUGCUGCUAAUAUUGGUGCUAUUAGGCGUGAACUCGGGGCAGUAGGUGUUCGCUGUCAGUCUUCUAAAACUUCAGGGAAACCUUUGCCUGCACAAAACAGUUCCCAGCACGUCGAUCAGCAUAUCUUUCUUGAGCAAUCAGUAUAAUAGCAGACCACAUCAACAAAUUGUGGGUCAUCGGAAAGAUUCCAUCUAACAAAGAGAAAGAAGCAGCCAAAUUUGCUCAUGACUUGGACCUCAUACAAUGGCCUCCAUUCUUAGCAAGGUUUGUUCUUUGUAUCAAUAUUUUAUUAAAAAUUGAAGUGUUUUUAGAUAAACUAAUUAUAUAAACAUGCAAUUUAGUUUCAAUCAACUAUAGUGGGUUAAGAGGUCCUAAAAUUAACCUUUUAUCUAACAAGUUAAGUUUUUAGAUGAAAUGAUGGUUAAUAAUUCAAUAAUAGGAAUAAACAAAAAGGAAAUCAAUAAUGUGUAGGAUAGUGAAAAACAUUUACUAUUUAGUAAAGGGUAUCCCCCUAGUACAUGAGGUUCUUUGCUCUGUGAGAGCUUGGGCUUUUGGGACGGUGGUCUUUGUAUGCAACCAUACACUUGCUUUCAAAGUGGUGGUUUUUUGACCUUCCACUCACAAAAGAGCUUAUUUCUCUUUGCUAUCAAGGCUCACACUCAUAUUACUAAACAGCAAUAUUAUGAAAAAGGUAUCCAUACCAACACUGCAUGAUGUCAUGUGCAACUCCAGAAUAAGUGGAAAAUACCAUACGUACAUUAGAUUUGAAGAAAAAUGAGAUCCUGCCUAAUUUAGCAUGUAGUAUAUGUGUGGACAAUUAGAUCAUGCAAUUCAUGUUCAUCAACUGCUCAAACUCCUUGUUUUCCCGCUAUAAUUCCCACAAAUCACAUGUGACUAAAACCUUCUUUGCCAAUAUUAGAUUUAGGCAUUGCACCAUGCAGGUGCAUGUAUCAGAUCUCACCUCGCAUCUCCUCUCCAAAUCUCCAUGUGAGAACAUUUUGUAUCUCCUAAUAAAAUGGGGGAAAAAAAUCCUCACCUAGCAGUAGCCAAGUCCCAAGCCUCCACACAAUUUUCCAUGAUAGCAACUAAUUGUUGGAGCUAGAUCCGGGAUGCCUUUAGUCCCAUCCUCCCAGGGAAUGCCUCGACCAAAGGGUGCCUCCAUUUAUGCAAGAUUUUAUAUUCUCUAACUAUCCAAAGCCAACCACUAUCUGCUCUCUUUGGCAUCUCAAUUGGGUAAAUAUCCACUCGGAAUCUUCUUAUAGCCAAUCAUAAUAGCAUAAUCAGCUAGGCAUCUACUCAAAGCAGAUUUCCUUGGCAUCUCUAGUAACUGCCCAUAAUUAACUCAUUUCUUAGUACCACAGGUUUACCAUAGCUUGGCAUAUCCACUGGAUGUUAUGGGUUUUGUUGUGGUGUGGUUGUCAUGACGGCACUAAAAAAUCUACAUCCCACCCAAUCAUUGAGAUAAGGCACUGAAAAGACAUAAGUAAUUAUUUUUAUAAAGUUAGUCACUGUUUCUUUUUCUUUUUUAAAAAAAUUAUUUUUCAAAAAUCAUAUAAUUAUUUUAAAAGAUUAAGACAAAACUGUCGACUUGUCCAAAUAAGCUGUUGACUGAAGGGGCAUAAAUCCCCAAGAGAUCCUAAACUAAACAAAGAAUGAGAUGCUAAAAUCACACCCCCUAGUGACAGCAGGAAUCACUACCAAGUACAAUGAGAAUUUAGAACUCCCAAAUAGUCAGCCAAUUUUAUCAUUUGUUGACAAUUUUUCUUUUGAUAAAUUAAAACGUCUAAUUUUUGCAGGCAUUAAAUGUUCUUAAUAGCUUAAUCAAGGGUUCAUUUGUUUCAAAUAUGGGAAAAAGUUAUAAAUACUGUUCAAGAAAGCACGAGAGAAUAGUAAUGAAAUAGUGUAAGCAUCAUAGUCAUAUUUUCUUUUUCAAACGCUCAUUUUAUUUAUACUUUUCUCUCAAAAGGUUAUAUAUAUUAAAUUAUUUUGUUUUAGCCUUUACUUAUAUAUUUAAGAGAUUUUGUAACUGGGAGAUUUAUCAGUAUUGUAUAUUAUAUAUUGUCUAGCAUUAUUGCUAAAGUGGUUAUUUUAUAUAAGUAGGAGGUUGUAUUUAUUUAGUUGGUUGUUAGAGGGCUAUUUGUGUUCAAGUAGGAAAUUUUAGUAAAUUUGAAAAUUCUUAGGGUCCGUUUGAUUGCAAGGGUGGAAUUUGGGUGAAAAUAAAAUGAAUUACAGAGAAAUGAAUUACCUAGAAUUAAAUUCUAAGAAAAGUAUUAAUUAAAAGUGUUUGAUUGGCUUAAUUUUUUACUUAAAAAUUGUUAUAGUUUUUCAUAAAAAUAAUUAUAUAUACAUAUGUAGAUAAUUAAUAAAUACACAAAUUAAUAAUCAAUACAUAACUCAUUCUUAGCCAUAAUUUCCCUUUAUAGCUCUAGUCGUUGUCGUUCCCUUUUUUGUCGCAAAUCGAAAGUUUCCCUUUUGCCUAGAAAAUAAUUUCUCUCCCUCACCCUAAGAAUUCAUUUUCCAACAAAAGUGAGGAAAGAGUGUCAAGUGACCCUCAAGUGAGAAUUUAAUUUACUUAGAAAAUUAAGCAAUCAAAUAUUACAAAAGUUAGAAUUUAGAUGAAAAAUAAUUAUUUUUUAUGAAAAAUAUGGCCAGUCAAAUAGGCUUAGUGGAAAGUUAAGAUAUUUUUAACACAUAAAAUUAAUUCGUUUUAUUAUUCCAUGUCUAUAAUAUUUUUAUUUAAUAUUUUUAAUUGAUUUAAAAGUCUUUUAAUUAUUUAAUUAUUUUUUUAAUUUAAUUAUUUUUUAAUUAUAUGAUAAAAUAUUAAAUUUUAAAUAAAUAAUAUAAUUUAAAUUUAUUAAUAAAUUAUAAAAGAAGUACUAAAAAAUAUUACUUAAUACAAAACUAUCUUAAUACAAAAAUUAAUAAGUAAGACAUAAAACAGAAAAGUUUUUGAAAAUCUGCAUUCCCUCAUCUGCAUUCUCUCCAUCCAAAUCUUUCUCCCAAUAUUAUAUUUAUAUAAUAAAAUAAAAAAGUUUUUGAAAAUGUUUCAAAGGAGAGAUUUUAAUAGCUAGGAUCAUUUUUGAUACAUUUGAUGGUUGGGAUUAAAAUUUUUCCUACCCACAGUUCACAGCUCCCUCUGUCUCUCUCUCUCUCUCUCCCACCCACCCACUCACUCCCUGCCUCUCUAUCUCCCUUUCUCUUUAUUUCUCUCACAGGCGCACCCACCCACGCCUCUCUCUCUCUCUCUCUUUCUCUCUCUCCCGCUCUCUUUCUCUCUCUCUCUCAUAGAUGUGUGUUUAUAUACUAACUCUAUGUAUAUCUAGAUGUGUGUGUUUAUAUACUAACUCUAUGUAUAUCUGUGUGUAUAUUAUAGAUAUAUACACACACAGGCACAAGUGUUCUCCCUAACCCUCUCUCUCUGUAGAUCUGAUGCGUGUUUUCCCCUCUUUCGUUGCUCAGACCAUUUUCGUGCUGAUUUUUCUGCCUUUUCUUAUUUUUGUUGGAUUUUGGGUCUUUUCCAUUUCUUCGCAACUAUUUGGUGGAAGAAUGUGUUGGCUACUUGGCGAGUUGAGACGAACAUUCCACGGUUCACUUCGAUUUUCUCGAACUUCGAAGUUUGGAUUGCCUGAGAAAUCAUCUCCAUCACCAUCAUCUAAAAAAUUCUCAUUUGGGUUGUCGGUGAAUCCAACUGGCAUAUCAUUCACUACCGUGUCUCCUACAAAUCAUCUAAAAAAUUCUCAUUUGUUGAAGUAGUUGUGAAGAUUGGUUUCUCCUACAAAUCGAAGCUUCAUUAGUUUUCUAGAAUACAACCAAGAAAAAACAGAUUUGAUGUAUAACAUUGUGAUAUUUGCAUCUCUUUGACUAAUAUUUGAAGUGGGGUUGCUUGAUUUUACUCUUGCUCCAGCUUCUAUGCGGGUUUUCUGUCGAUUCUUUGCUUGAUUGUUUGUGGGUUCUCUGUUGAAAUUGUCUAUUAUGUAGUUUAUUACGAAAUUGAAAGUUGCAAAUCCAAUUUUAAUCAAGAUCUAGGGCUGUGCACUAAUGCUUCUCUUGGAAUGAUCGAAAAAGUUGGAAGCUAAAAGCAAACUUAUUCGAUGCAAAUUACAAUCUCUACCUUUAUGGGUACAUUACAUUCACUUGAUUUUGAGUGAAUAUCCAUAUUUUUAAAAAAAAAAAGAAGAAGAAAACGUUAAAAGAGAGAAAUAAUAUAUGGUGUAAAAUAAAAAUUAUAAUUUAUUAAAAAAGAGAGUUAAAAUGAGGGUGAUGCACUUAAAAAAAAAACUCCUACAAUUCACUCUUUAACUAUACAAUACAUGCUAAUGUCUAAUAGAUUAAGAAAGAAAACUAAGAAUAAAGAGAAAGGUAAUAGGAUUAUAGGAGGACUGAAAUGAAGAGUGCUUCUCAAAACCAUAAGAAAAUGACUCCCCUUGGAAUUUUCUGCUCUUUCUUCACAUUGCUAUAAUGAAUGAAGUUUGGAAGUGAAGAAACCUAUAUCAAAAAUAAUAUGUUAAAGAAACCUAAUGAAUAAUAUGUAAACUUAUUUCAUAAAAGAUUUAAAUUCAUCGUUAUCAAUGGGGUUUAAGUAAAAGAAACCUAAUGAAUGAUAUAUAUUUUAAAUUGUUUAUGCAUAGAAGAUUAAGCAAAUUAAGAUGCAAGAGAUUAAGUAAAAUGGACUUUUAAAUAGAUCCCAUUUUGAAUUAUAAGUAAAAAUUGUCCAUCAAUUAUUCAAAAUGUUACGCCAGGAUCUCCUGUUUACGUAAAGAAUAAUUAAUUACUUUUUAAUUUCGUAAUGUAGGUUAAAUUAAUUAUAUUUCUGUUCUGAAAGGAGUUUCUUUUUUUAUCUUGAAAGCCAAAGCAACAUAACUACACAAGUCUGGAGCCUUCAAAUUUACUAUAUGCAUAUUAAGACCCACUCAAAUGAUUAAUAAUGAGCAAUUAUUUAAAAUUGAGAUCUCAAAAGUUGUAGCUUGUAGAUUUGGCUUGGCUGUUGGGUGUUGGUGAGUUCCAAAAGCUCGAGGAAUCCAAUAUUUAGGAACACAAGAGUUCCUGACUGUGAGCAGUAGGGAACCCAAGGUUCUUUAACCUUGAACUGUGGUUACCCCCGGUUGAUGGUCGCAGCCAUGGCGAUGGCUGGUAUGUAUUGUUUAAUAUUUAAUUUAUUCAAAUUGUAGAACACUUACUGAUGUAUUUUAUUAUAUAAAUUUUGUAAUAUUUUUUAUUAUAAAACCUUAAUAAGUAUACAAUAAUUUUAAUUUCUAUUUUUUGUUCAGUGUUUAUAAAUUUUUUUUUUACUUGCUCUUAUAUUUUGAUUUGCAAUAUUAGUAAACAUUAUAAAUUUUAUAUAUUUUUUUUAUUUGAGCUUUAUAGAGCAUUUAAUACAAGUAAAAUUAUUAUAACAUAAUGCAUAUAAAUUAUUUACACCAUGCCUUUAGGCAUGGGUAUACGUUAGUUAUAUAAUAAAAUAUGAUGGUUUUUGAAAAUAUCUAAAAAGAGAGACAUUUCAAUGGCUAAGAUCAUUUCUGAUACAUUUAAUGGUUGGAAUUAAAAUAUUUUUUGCCCACACGCAGGCUAAUACAUAUAUACACACCCACAAUGGCCGAUUCUCUCUAUAUAUUUUAAUUCCACCCACAAUGGCCGAUUCUCUCUCUCUCUAUACAUCACACAUACCUAUCCACCCACAAUACAUAUCUAUAUAUACAAAAAGCAAGCCCCACACACAAGCUAAUACAUAUAUACACACCCACCCACCCAACUCUCUCUUUAUACAUCACACAGAUACCCACCCACCCACAAUACAUAAAUAUAUAUAUAUAUAUAUACAUAGAGAGCAAGCCCCACACACAGGCUAAUACAUAUAUACACACCCACCCACCCAUAAUGGUUGAUAUAUAUAUAAGAGAGCAAGCGGUGGCUGAUAUAUAUAUAUAGAGAAAGUGUUGGCUGGCGAUGGAGCCUGAAACAGCGAGCGGCUAGAGGUGGGCUCGCGGUGGAGAGCCGAUGCAGCGGUUGGGUACGACGGUCGGAUGCGACCGAUGGCGGUCAGAGGCGCGAGAGGUGGCCCGCAUCGACGAACGGCUGAUGGCGACGGUGGGGCGACGACCGGCAGAGGCCAGGCCAGCGGGUGGCCGGUGCUGUAUUUUUUGUGUGUGUGUGCGAGCAAGGGGAAAAUGGAAGAAGAUGAUUCGAAAUUGGAGACCAGUGAAGAGGCGAAGGAGAUUGAGGGCGUGCUAAGCUCGACCGAUGCAAGUGAAAGUGCGAUAGAUUGAAGGUUACGAGCUUCAAUUAGAGAACAUGCAAUUCAGAGCAGCGUAGAGAGUUGGGAUUGAAAAUUGGGGAUGAUUAAUUAAUGCCUUCAAGCGCUGUAUGAUAAUCUAUGGGGCCAAGGGUUUCGUGUGAUUGGAGUUGGAAAUCCACAAAAGACGAGUAAUGAUGCUCCUAAUUUAAUUGUAUUUAUUUAGUUUCACUUCAACCAAUAUCAUUAGGGUUGGGCUAUUCUUUACAUUCUACAUCUGUAUCGCUUUCAACUGUUCAAUCCCUCAAUAUCUCUUUGCUACUUCUGUUAAGCAAUAAGAUAUACAUUUUUACUGUUUUGGA